Fragaria vesca subsp. vesca is the source of this 939-nucleotide messenger RNA. RefSeq names its product reticulon-like protein B13-like. NCBI's taxonomy places the organism in Eukaryota, Viridiplantae, Streptophyta, Magnoliopsida, Rosales, Rosaceae. The coding region runs from base 11 to 646 and encodes 211 amino acids. The record is from RefSeq and is a predicted model, not a curated record. The transcript is spliced from 4 exons.
UAGUCGCAACAUGUCUGAAACAGAUCAAACCUAUCGAUCGGCCCUGCCAAGUUCAGAUUCCGUAAGAGAUAUAUUCUUAUGGAAGAAGAAGAAACAGAGUGUGCUUCUUCUUUCGAUAGCAACAGCAACAUGGGUUUUGCUCAAAGUCUAUCUCUUCAACUUCCUUACUGUAAUUUCAUGGGCGGCCAUGUUUGUUGUUACUUCUCUGUUCCUCUGGGCCAACAUGCUUAGGUUCUUUAACAAAGAACCUCCAAACUUGUAUGGAAUGUUGGAGGUAACAGAGGAGACAGCUUUGAGGACUGCGAAUAGCAUUCGAGCGUGGAUUGAAGAAGGAAUUCGAUGGAUGUUUUGGGUGGCUGCCGAGAGAGAGUGGUUUGUGUUUGCCGGGACCGCCGCUGGUUUGUGGUUACUCUCUCGUGUAGGGGGAUACGUUGAUCUGCUAACCUUUCUUUAUACAGGUGUUGUUAUGGGCAUGACUAUUCCCGUAAUAUAUGUGAGGUACAAGGAAAAUCUGAAGAGGAGCGAGGAGUGGGUGAAGGCACAGGCAAGAAGAUACCAUGACAUGGUGGAUGAAAAGGUUGUCAAGAAUAUAAAGAACAAGGUGACAGUCACUAAUGAGAAUUAUAAGGACAAGAAGGUUGAGUAGCUCACGGCCGUAUUCUUGUGCGAAUUCUGGACUCUGGACCUUACAGAUCGAUCAGCUAGCCAGUUAUAUGUAAAGUGGUCUAUCCUAUACCAUAUGCUUAAUUCACUGUUGUCUUCCUCAUAUAUAGUCUAUAAAUUUAUGUAUGUAGUUCUAUCCCAUGUAGACGUCUCUAUGUCAUAUGAGAUGGACAAUGCCAUAAAUAUCGCUUCUCCCAUUUAUGUGUGUAACAAUAUUCUGUGAAGAGGAUGAAGCUGCAUGUUUUGUAGCUAAACGUUGAAAGUUGAAACUAUUCU